CUGUGUAAGUGCUAGUGUACCAUCAUGAGGUCCCUCUUGGCUGUUCUGUUUCUGUGUGGGGCCGCCCUGUCCCACCCGGGUUUCCGUCUCCUCAUCCCUAAUGGCAUUAAUGUCCCUAACCCCUGCAUUAAUGUAGUCGGUUUAUGGAAUGCAGUUGGACACAACAUAGAGAUCGGAGGUGGACCAGGAAAUGUUUUCGGAGCGGAUUUCGUGGCGGCCAAUACUCAGUGGACCAAGGACUUGUGUCAGAAAGACUCCGAUAUGGACGGCAAGACAAACGGUGAGGAACUGGGAGACCCGAACUGUGUGUGGAAGCAGGGGGACGCUCCAGCAGGGGAUGCAACUGGUCACCCAGGUAUUUGUGAGCCGAUGUCUGAUGCCAAUUGUAUGAAGAUUAAUGCCAACAUAACCUGUAUAUAAUCAUGCCAAUUUCCAAUUAUUCA
This is a messenger RNA of Saccostrea echinata, 443 nucleotides long. Its product is annotated as temptin-like. The coding region runs from base 25 to 420 and encodes 131 amino acids. Lineage: Eukaryota; Metazoa; Mollusca; Bivalvia; Ostreida; Ostreidae. The transcript has 3 exons. The record is from RefSeq and is a predicted model, not a curated record.